Molecule: messenger RNA, 1749 nt
Organism: Conger conger (European conger)
Lineage: Eukaryota; Metazoa; Chordata; Actinopteri; Anguilliformes; Congridae
Gene: fzd5
Product: frizzled class receptor 5
Exons: 1
Coding region: 1-1749 (582 amino acids)
Biological process (GO): canonical Wnt signaling pathway; non-canonical Wnt signaling pathway
Cellular component (GO): plasma membrane
Molecular function (GO): Wnt receptor activity; Wnt-protein binding
Source: RefSeq, a predicted model, not a curated record
AUGGCCAGCCCGGUGAAGCCGCCUCCGCGCGGCGUCGUCGCCUGGCUCCUGGUUCUCCUGCUCUCGCGCAUGCCGCGGCUGUCGCUCGCCGCCUCCAAGGAUAUCGUGUGCGAGCCGAUCACGGUGCCCAUGUGCAAGGGCAUCGGCUACAACCUCACCUACAUGCCCAACCAGUUCAACCACGACACGCAGGACGAGGUGGGCCUGGAGGUGCACCAGUUCUGGCCGCUGGUGCGCAUCCGGUGCUCGCCCGACCUCCUGUUCUUCCUCUGCAGCAUGUACACCCCCAUCUGCCUGCCCGACUACAAGAAGCCCCUGCCGCCGUGCCGGUCGGUGUGCGAGCGGGCGAAGCGCGGCUGCUCCCCGCUCAUGAGCCAGUACGGGUUCGAGUGGCCGGAGCGCAUGAGCUGCGAGCGGCUGCCGGUGCUGGGCAACCCGGAGAACCUGUGCAUGGACCAGAACACCAGCGAGGCCACCACCCUGUCGCCGCUCUUCCAGAAGCCCACCCCCAAGGGCCCCACGCGGCUCCGGCCCCCGGCCCCGCCGGGCUGCGCGCAGGAGUGCCGGUGCCGCGACCCGCUGGUGCCGGUGCAGGAGCCGUCCCACCCGCUGUACGGGCGCGUGCGCACGGGCCCGCUGCCCAACUGCGCCCUGCCCUGCCACCAGCCCUUCUUCUCCGCGGACGAGCGCGCCUUCACGGCGUUCUGGGUGGGCCUGUGGUCGCUGCUGUGCUUCAUCUCCACCCUCACCACCGUGGCCACCUUCCUCAUCGACAUGCAGCGCUUCCGCUACCCCGAGCGGCCCAUCAUCUUCCUCGCCGCCUGCUACCUGUUCGUGUCGCUGGGGUACAUGGUGCGGCUGGUGGCCGGGCACGAGAGGGUGGCGUGCGGGGCCGCCGGGGACCCCCAGCGGGGCCACGUCCUGUACGACACCACGGGGCCCGCGCUCUGCACGCUGGUCUUCCUGCUGGUCUACUUCUUCGGCAUGGCCAGCUCCAUCUGGUGGGUGGUGCUCUCCUUCACCUGGUUCCUGGCAGCGGGCAUGAAGUGGGGGAACGAGGCCAUAGCGGGGUACUCGCAGUACUUCCACCUGGCCGCCUGGCUGGUGCCCAGCGUGAAGUCGGUGGCCGUGCUGGCCCUCAGCGCCGUGGACGGCGACCCCGUGGCGGGGAUCUGCUACGUGGGCAACCAGAGCCUGGAGAACCUGCGCGGCUUCGUGCUGGCGCCGCUGGUGGUCUACCUCUUCACAGGCUCGCUGUUCCUGCUGGCCGGCUUCGUGUCGCUGUUCCGCAUCCGCAGCGUCAUCAAGCAGGGCGGCACCAAGACGGACAAGCUGGAGAAGCUGAUGAUCCGCAUCGGGCUGUUCACGGUGCUGUACACGGUGCCGGCCACCGUGGUGGUGGCCUGCCUGGUGUACGAGCAGCACUACCGGCCCGGCUGGGAGCGCGCGCUGGCCUGCUCCUGCCCGUCCGACAGGCCCCGGCUGGGACCCGACUACGCCGUCUUCAUGCUCAAGUACUUCAUGUGCCUGGUGGUGGGCAUCACCUCGGGCGUGUGGAUCUGGUCGGGGAAGACGCUGGAGUCCUGGCGCCGGUUCGCCGCGCGCUGCCGCCCCUGCCGGGGCCACAAGGCCGCGGGCGGCGCGGGGGACCCCGGGGCCUACGGCGAGGCCGGCGCCGCCCUGACCGCGCGGGCGGGCGCCGUGGGAACCGGGUCGUACCACAAACCCGCGCCCCCCUCGCACGUCUGA